UUGAAUAAGUGCAAUUGAUAGAAUAAGUGUGCCACACAUCAACCUAUCCGCUUCAGUUUGUUUCUAUUCGUCAGCUGGAUAAGAUCGACAUUUUUUGGUGUGCAACAAUUUCACAGGUCGUUAAUUAAGCUCAAUUUUUCUACGUUUUAAAAACAACAUUGCAACAUCAUUCUACACAUCUUAAUGGCUAGAAGUGAGACAAGAAAACAACUGAACAAAAUGUUGAGCAAUCGUUCUUUUGUGUUCGCUGUAGUUUUUGUGGCGCUUUGCAUUGGAUUUUCGAGUGCCGAAACAUCUGUCGGAGAAUGUGUGAUCUGCGACUCGACUAAAGAUGCAAACUGCGCCGUAGAUCCAUCAAAAAUUGCACCACAGAAGUGCUCCACUCAAGAGAAUACCUGUUACACUCGUAUUCAUGAUGGAGUCACAUAUCGUGGAUGUUUGAAAGAGCUCGAUGAAGGAAUUCAAAAAAAUUGUUCGAGUGACGGCAUGGGUCAAUAUUGUUUUAUCUGCGAAAAUGUGAAUACAAAUAAAGGAUGCAAUAAUUUUGUUUUCCCAUCUCAUCGAUUGACGUGCCAUUCAUGUUCAGGCGGUUUGAAUUCAGCUUGCUUCAACGUCCCAAGUGAUCCUCCAUUGCCUUGUAAAAUUUACAAUGUUGAAGACAGCUGCUACACCUAUAAAACUGCAAAAACAAUCGAACGAGGUUGCUUGUCCGACACAUCGAAAUGUAGCAAUGUCAGCCAUUGUAGCAUCUGUACUGGAGAAGGAUGUAACAAUGAGAAAGGCAGUAGCGACAAGAUUCCAACCGCACCAUCAUCAGCCGCCCAUCUCGCAGCCACAUUCAGUGUAGCUAUUGUUAUGUUCGUUAGUCUUUCGUUGAUCUCUUAGAAAUUUCUUCUAAGUAGUUGAAAUGAAUUCCAACUGUAAAUUUUAUCAUAGAUUUUGUCAGAAUUGUUCAAUUAAUGUUUGAACUAAUAAUGUUUAAAAUGAUUUACCAAAUAAAUCGUAAUCGAAUUUAAAAAAAAAAAAUAUUUUGAAUUGGUCAUAAAAAAUCGAUUUAAUUUUAUUUCUUUGCAAAUAUUUAUGAAUAGAUUAUCACCGAUUAUUUUAUUGUCACCAAUUUAGAUGACGUCAAUGUAUCAUAAAUUGAAGUUUUCUACACAAUUUUCGAUGAACCACAGUUAAUUAAAGUUAGUUCCAAAUCUAAUUAAUUUUUAGCUAUUACUAGAAGUUAAUUGCUCAAAAAAUUAUUUUGUAUAAAUGAAAUAAAACAAAUCAAAAUAAAAAAAGAAAUGCAAAUGUCAA
Contarinia nasturtii (swede midge) is the source of this 1302-nucleotide messenger RNA. RefSeq lists its product as uncharacterized. The coding region runs from base 184 to 885 and encodes 233 amino acids. The transcript is spliced from 6 exons. The record is from RefSeq and is a predicted model, not a curated record. Lineage: Eukaryota; Metazoa; Arthropoda; Insecta; Diptera; Cecidomyiidae.